AUGAGUCAUGUGACGGGGACAUUUUCUUCAAUUCUUAAAUCUGCCAUUGAUAGUUUAUUUGCUGAACAUGGAUUGAGUUUGAAACAGGUAAGAGGGCAAGGUUAUGACAGAGCAAGCAAUAUGCGGGGUGAGUUCAAUGGAUUAAAGGCCUUGAUCUUGAAUGAAAAUAGCUCGGCAUAUUAUAUCCAUUGUUUUGCUCACCAACUUCAAUUAGUUGUUGUGGCGGUUGCCAAUAAACAUGACGGAGUUGAGAACUUUUUUAAUAUGUUAGGAAUGGUGAUCAAUGUGGUGAAUGCUUCUUGCAAGCGUAAAGACAUGCUUCGACAAAGUUACAAAGAUAGAGUGCAAGAAGCAAUUGGUAAGUGUGAAAUUGAUACUGGAACAAGGAAAUGCCAAGAGCUUUCUCUUAUAAGAGCCGGAGAUACACGGUGGGGUUCUCAAUACAAAACCAUUUUGAGCUUGAUUGCUUUGUUUCCGAAUGUUGUUGAAGUGCUCCGAUAUGUUGAAGAGGACGGGGAUAAUGUGUUUUAG
Messenger RNA from Cynara cardunculus var. scolymus (artichoke), 531 nucleotides. RefSeq names its product zinc finger MYM-type protein 1-like. NCBI's taxonomy places the organism in Eukaryota, Viridiplantae, Streptophyta, Magnoliopsida, Asterales, Asteraceae. The transcript has a single exon. The record is from RefSeq and is a predicted model, not a curated record. Bases 1 to 531 code for a protein of 176 amino acids.